AUGGCAUCUCUAAAAAAUAAAAAAGGAGAUAUUGAAAUAACCUUAUUUGAAACAAAGGGAAUAAAAUCUGGUGAUAUAUUUGUAAUUAUUGAUCUACCACCAAACAAAACUUUCAAAACUCAUUUAUUUAAAGGACCUGAUCCAAAAAUAUUUGAAAAAUUUGUUUUAGAUUUAAUGACAUUUCAAGAUGAUGAAGUAACAUUAACAGUAAAAGAACAAAAAACUGGUGGAUCAAAAUUUAUUGGUCAAAUUCAAAUUCCAAUAAAAGCAUUAAAUUUACCACAAGGUCCACAGUGGUAUUAUUUAACUGAUAGACCAUUAAAGGAAGGACAAAAACCAAAGAUUGUAACUGGAAGUCUUCAAAUUCAAUUUACUUUUAUUCAUAGAUUAAUAAGAGCCAAAUCAAGAUCAUCAAUCCCAAGAGAAUUUUUUGAACCACCAACUCCACUUACCUCCCAAAAUGAUUCUCAACCAACAUCACAAUCUCAACCAACUCAACAAUGGAAGCCAUCAACAAUUAGUGGUAUUAGUAAUGGUAGUAACAAAAAUAUCAAUAACAAUACAAGUAGUAGUAGUAGUAAUAACUACCUAACAGUUAGUAGUACAACAAGUUGUUCAACAACAUCAUCAUCUUCAUCAUCACCAAAUUCAAUCACACCUGAACAUAAUAUUAAUUAUGGAUAUCCAGUUAGUAUUAGUGUUGGUGGAAAUAAUAGCGGAUCUGAUAUUUUAGAAACUCAAAGAGGUGAAUCAAUUAAUUCAAGAUAUAUGGUACCAUUAAUACCAAUUGAUGAUAAUGAAAAUCAUGGUAGUAUUAUGUCUUUGAAUAAUAAUAGUAAUAAAAAUAUCACUAAUAAUUCCUUGAAUGAAUAUACAAAAGAAGAAGAUUUAAUCAUUGAAGAAACUAUUAAAGAUAAAGAAAGUAUUGUAAAGAAACAAAUUCAAAUUCAAAAGGAUUUAAUUUUAAAAUUAAAUGAAACAAUUAAACAAUUAGAGAAGCAAGGUAAACCAGUUAUAUCAGAGAAAGUGAAAUUAAAGAAAAUGCAAGAAGAUAUUGACGAUAUGGAAAGAUUAAUAAUUGUUCAAUCACAACAACCAACUACUAUUAAAAAGUCAACAGUAGUUGUUAGUACUGCAACUCCAUUACAAAAAGUACCAUCAAAAGGAAAGAAUUUAAUGACAAAAACUGUUGGAAAUAAUAAAUCUAAUGAAAAACUUCUAACUAAAUCAACAUCACCAUCAUCAACAUCACCACCAACUUCUUCAUUUUUACCAUCAUCAUCAUCAUCAUCACCUUCUUCUUCAUCUUAUAAUAAUAAUAACAAUAAUUCAAUGAAUUUAAUUCAUGCAUCAAUUUUUAAUAAUAAUAAUAUAAUGAGUAGUUCACAUGAUGUUGAAUCAAAAAUGAAAAUUUUCAUUGUUGAAUUAGAGAAUGAAAGAAGAUCAAAAGAGAGUGCAUUAGAAGAUGUAAAUUUACUUGAAAGGGAAGUUUUAAAUUUAAAAAGAGAAUUAGCAUCAACAAAAUCCAAUACUCAAGUUAAAUCCUAUGAUGAAUUAUGGUAUAGAUUUAAAAUUUUAGAAGCUGAAAAUCAAUCAUUAAUUCAAGAAAAAGAGAUUUUAAAUGAAAAAUAUAAAUUAUUUGAAAAGGAAUCUGAAAAAUUAGAAAAAGAAUUAGAAUAUGAACAACAAUUAAAAAGAAAAGAAACUGAGAAAAAAGAAUUUGAACGUGAAGAAUCUAAAAAAUUAAUUAAAGAAUUGGAACAAGCUCAAACCAAAGAAAAACUUUUAAUAAUGGAAUUAGAUACUCAAAAAGAAUUAUCAGAUGUAAUGCGUGAGAAAAAGAUAUUAUUAGAACGUGAAAAUUCAAAAUUGGAACAAGAAUUGAAACAAUUAAAACAACAACAACAGCAACAACUAUCAACCAUAACUGGUAUCGUUCCAAAUACUGUCAAAUCAAUUCAUUCAAUUGAACAACUACAAUUAAAAGUUAAACAAUUAGAAAGUGAAAUUGAUUUAGAAAAGAAGUCUAGAAUUUUAGUACAAGAGAAAUUAAAGUUGGCUGAAAGGGAUCAAAAAUUAAUUGAUCGUUUAGAAUCUGAAGUUAAACGAUUAGAAAGUCAAAUUAAAUCACUUACAAAUACAAACGAAGCAAUUGAAAGAGAAAGAAAUAGAGCAGUUCAAUCAAGAGACCAAAUUCAAAAAGAAAAGGAUCAAUUGGAAAAAGAACUUUCAAGUGGUUCAAAUUUAAAAAAUACUUUAACAAAUGGAACACCAAAACAAAUUGAAGAGAAAUUAAAUGAAAUGGUUGGUAUACUUGUAAAUAUUUCACAAAAACCUGAUAGUGCUGCAUCUGCUUCAAUUGCAAAUAAUAAAUUAUUUGAUACUCCCUUAGGUAAAAAAAUUAAAGAUAUCUCUGAAAAAAUUCAAACUGCUACUUUAAAAAAUAAAGAAAUGGAAUUAAAUUUAGUUGAAUUAAAUAAUUCUAAAAUUAAAACUCAAUUAGAACUUCAAUCAUCUUUAAUAAAAUCAUCUUCAUUAAAUGAAUUAAACUCUUCAACUUCAUCAUUAAAUAGAUCAAACUCAUCUUUAAAUAAUAAUAAUAAUAAUAAUAAUAAUAAUAAUAAUAAUAAUAAUAAUAAUGAAUCAAAUUUAAUAAUUCAACAACAAAAUGAACAAAUUUCUUUAUUAGUUACAAAAUUAGAAAAAUUAGAUCGUUUAGAAGAAUUUAUUAGAAAAUUAGAUGAUAUGAAACAAUUUCAAUCAAUUAAUUUAUUAAAUUCAUCUACAACAAAUAAUAAUAAUAAUAAUAAUGAACAAUUUAAAAGAACACAUUUAAAUAUGAAAUCGGAAAUGGAAGAAAUUCAAAAGAUUAUAUUAAAUGAUAAGGUUGGUGAAAAAGAACGUAAUGAUGCUAAUGUUAAAUUUGAAAAAUUAUUUCAAGAAUUAUCAAUGACUGAAGAGUAUAGAAGAGAAAUUCAAAUGAUUCAAGAUGAAAAACGUCGUUUAAAUGAACCUUUAAAUUUGAAAUCUUUAUCAAAAAUGAAACCAAUUUAUUCAAUACCACCAAAUCAACAAUCUUUGGAAAUUAGAGAAAGAAUUAAAGAAAAUCCUGAACUUUCAUUAAUUGGUAUGGAUCCAAAAGCAAUUCUAUCAAAACAUCAAAAUGAUUUCCAAUCUUAUCUACUUUCUCGUUCUUUAACAAUUGAUGAAUUAAGAUCCAUUAGAGCUUCCCUACCUAAAUUUAGAACUGAUCAAAAGAAACAAAUGGAAUGGACUCUAUUUUUAGAAGAGAAAAUUGAUCAACUUUCAAAACAACCACAAGCCACUCAACCAAUUCUAAAAUCAAAACCAAAACUUAUAAAUAUUACAAAAUUACCACAACAACCUCAAAAAAUAAAAGGUAAACCUGAUUCACCAUCUAAUCAUCAAAUUUUAUUAAAUGAAUUAUUAAAGAAAAGAUCAAAAAUUAAUUAA
Molecule: messenger RNA, 3474 nt
Organism: Dictyostelium discoideum AX4
Lineage: Eukaryota; Evosea; Eumycetozoa; Dictyosteliales; Dictyosteliaceae
Product: C2 domain-containing protein
Exons: 3
Coding region: 1-3474 (1157 amino acids)
Source: RefSeq, a predicted model, not a curated record